AUGAAGGCCCAAACUAUUGUCGGUGCUCUGUUACCUGUCCUGCUGACAGCGAACGCUGCCUCGAGUGACGAAAGUAUGAAGACUGUGAGCUUUGGCGGAGCCGAACUUAGAAAUCUGGCGGAUGUGAUCAGAAGUCAUGGCCUUGCGGACAAGCUUGCUGCCAAUCAGGAAAUCAACUGCACCGUGGCUUACACUCUUGCAUUAAGCGCUGGCCCUCCUUAUACUCUCAGUCUUACCUCCCUUGACCUCUCCGGUUGUAUCUACACCGGUCCUUGA
Messenger RNA from Penicillium brasilianum, 276 nucleotides. The record is from the annotation of a GenBank genome assembly. Lineage: Eukaryota; Fungi; Ascomycota; Eurotiomycetes; Eurotiales; Aspergillaceae.